Messenger RNA from Seriola dumerili (greater amberjack), 2549 nucleotides. Its product is annotated as uridine 5'-monophosphate synthase-like. Bases 70 to 1533 code for a protein of 487 amino acids. The transcript is spliced from 10 exons. Gene Ontology annotation, biological process: 'de novo' UMP biosynthetic process; 'de novo' pyrimidine nucleobase biosynthetic process. The record is from RefSeq and is a predicted model, not a curated record. Lineage: Eukaryota; Metazoa; Chordata; Actinopteri; Carangiformes; Carangidae. Gene Ontology annotation, molecular function: orotidine-5'-phosphate decarboxylase activity; orotate phosphoribosyltransferase activity.
UUUACAAUAUCUUUGAGCGGGAUAGACGUUCGAGACAACUCCUGUGGGAUCUCCUUAAUAUACGAGAAAAUGGAAAACAUUUGCAUUGACAGUUUAAUCCUGAAACUUCACGAUGUGAACGCGGUGAAGUUUGGAGAGUACAAGACAAAGAGCGGCAUGAUGACACCUAUUUAUAUCGAUCUGAGAGUUCUGGUAUCGCACCCUGCUCUCAUGAAUCAGGUGGCAAGUCUCAUCUACCAGCGAGUGCAAGAAGAGGAGCUACAGUUUGACUCAGUGUGUGGGGUUCCAUACACAGCCCUACCUUUGGCCACAAUUAUCUGCUCUAAACAUGAACUGCCCAUGCUCAUCAGGAGAAAGGAGGCUAAGGACUAUGGAACCAAGCGUGUGGUGGAGGGGUUGUAUCGUGAGGGGGAUCUCUGUCUGAUCAUUGAGGACACAGUGACUACUGGCAGCAGCAUCCUGGAGACUGCUGAAGUGCUCUACAAAGAGAGACUGAAGGUGACAGAUGCCAUUGUACUAAUGGACAGAAAUCAAGGCGGUGUGGAGAUGUUGCAUUCUGUGGGAAUCAAGCUCCAUCCUAUCAUCUCCAUGUCCAAGCUGCUCAAUGUGCUGCAGAAAGGUGACCGCAUCGAUGCCCAAACUGUUCAGAGAGUCCGCAAGUUCAUCAUGGACAACAACACUUUCAGGCCCAAGGAGGAGAAUGGCAAUGGAGUUCCUGCCACCAAGAAGCCAUGUGUGGAGCAGAACCUGCAGCUGAGUUAUGCAGACAGAGCUAAACUUCCAAACAUUCACCCUCUGGCAUCGAAGCUGCUGAAGAUCAUGGACGAUAAGAGGUCUAACCUCUGUGUGUCUGCUGAUGUGACCAGCAGCAAGGAGCUUCUUCAGUUGGCCGACUCUCUAGGUCCCAAGAUCUGCAUGCUGAAGACACAUGUAGACAUCCUCAAGGACUACACAGUGGCCUUCAGCCAGAAACUGCAGGCAUUGGCCGAGAAACACAACUUCCUCAUCUUUGAAGAUCGCAAGUUUGCUGACAUUGGGAACACAGUCAAGCAUCAGUAUGAAGGUGGUUUGUACCAGAUCUCAUCUUGGUCCCACAUAGUGAAUGCUCAUGUGGUGCCGGGGCCCGGGGUGGUGGCGGGUCUGAGUGCUGUAGGAAAGACUCUGGGCCGAGGCUGUUUGCUCAUUGCACAGAUGAGCUCCCAGGGGUCGUUGGCUACUGGUGAAUACACAAAUACUGUGCUGAAGAUGGCAGAGGAUCACUCGGACUUUGUGAUCGGCUUUAUCUGUGUUUCUAAGAUCACCAAGAAGCCAGAGUUCAUCUACAUGACCCCUGGGGUUCAGAUGCAGGCUGGAGGUGAUAUAUUGGGCCAGCAGUACACAACUCCGGAGGAAGUUAUCCACAACCAUGGCUCUGAUGUCAUUAUUGUUGGACGGGGUGUGUUGGAGGCCCCUGAUAGGCUGAAAGCUGCCGAGUCAUACAGAAAGUCAGGCUGGGAUGCUUACACAAAGAGACUGAGCCAGAGUGGGCAAUAAGAGCUCAGGAGUAGCAUCUGCAUCAUUACAUCUAAUUUCAAAUUUAAACUAUCGAUGUAAUGAUGAUCUCUGCAGAGGAACUAGUGGUAAUCAGACACUUUGUGUUCUGAUUCCCUCCUAUUGACCUGACAUCUGAUCCUCUGAGGUAAAUGUUUACAAUUGGAGAUAAACAGCAGCUUCCCUAUGAUAGAUAUUUUUAUAUAAAUAUGUUUUUUCAAUUGUGUGUUCUGCCCUGGGCUGCUAAAAUGUCAGUAUCAAUCAAAUAUAAAUCUAGACGUCAUUCCACCAACAAAGAUGACCAUCUUCCAGCCAGCGUGAAGCCUUUAUUUGUCACAAACCUACAGACUUGUCAUACAAGAGUGGGUGUGGCUAAAACUGUUUAAUUGUAUAAUACUUCUGUUGAAAUUAUGAGUAUAUUUAGCACACAGUGGAGCAUCUUUUGUAUGUUGAGUUGCCCAGUCUGCAUUUUCCACAUCACUGUUCACAAGGUCACACACAUACUAAUUAGUGCAAGACAGUAUCUUUAAUUCCUCUAAAUACUAAAUCAUCUCAACUAGUAACUUUGUUGUGAUGUAUUUCCAUUGAUAAAGUGGAAGUAAAAGGACAAUUAGCUUUUUCACCUAAACUUUGGCCACCUCAUGGAUCCUGUGAGGAAAAGAAAAGAAGAAGGAAACGUACUGGAUUGUUACAAAGAAGUCUGACAUUUCUCUCUCCAUCUUCUCUGGUCUGUGGGACUGUAACAUUACAGCUGUACCCAUCCACACACAAGAAAGGUCUACUGGGAGAAGUAUGCUGUUGGGUCGGUCAAGGUAACAUUCAGUGUAUGCAGUGUAUUGUUUCUUUCCAUGUGCCACAAUUUUUUUUAAACAAAUAAUUAUUUUUGUCAUAUGUUGGAGUGUUUUGUAAAUAUGCAAAUACUAUUUUUUUAUACAUAAAGGCAGUUUGUGUUUUGCCUUUCCACACUGAUCCAUGUUUAAAUCUUUAAUUUGAAUUAAAAUUAUAUUCUGUUUAUCACA